AUAAUCAAAGUUCAAAUGUAGUUGUCAAAAUUUUAAAAAGUAAUAUUUGAUCAACCAAAAAUAUAUUACAUUAAACUGUGUAUUUGAUUUAAUUAUUAAUGUUAUAACUAUUUAUUUUAGGUAUUCAUUCAAAUCUUAGAAUAUUUUUGAAUACUUAUUCGGAAUUACAUUUACAUUUACUAUUAUAUAGUGUUUUGGCUUUUUGAAUGUUUGGGUCUCUGUUCAGAUUCAGUUUUUGUUCGAUUAAAACUCAAAAACUCGAUAUACUGUAAAGAUCCAUUCGGGUAUUUAUAUCGGAUUCAAUUCUGUUCAGAUUCUUAUUUCGAGUCGGUUCGGAUUUUUGGGUUUGGAUUAUUUGCCACCCCAAGCUUCAAGGUAAGGCUGAUAACGUCUCAAUCAAUCUUAAGCUGAUUCUCAUACCACCCUACAACCACCGUCCAAAUUCUUCGUUUGCCACAAUCACAGAGCUUUCAUGCUUGGAAUUUGGAAACCGAGUGCCUUUGCAUCUUCCUCCUCAUUUCUUAUGCAGAAAAGCAUCCAAGAUGGCUAACAAUCGGAUAAACUGAGCGCAUGUCCUGCUCCACUUGAGUUCUAUUACUUUUGUUUUAUAGAAGUACAAAGGACAAAGGACAAAGGACAAAAAUUCAUUUUAUUUUGUAUUCCUACAACUCUGAAUUGUGACAGCUUCUUCCCAGAGUUGAAUUAGAAUCCGAAUUUGAAGGUUUUUAUUCGCCGAUUUCGUUAAAGCCACAACUUAGGCAGACAAAAUUAAUGACGCCAAUCACGUUGAAUUGAUUUUCUGUUACUAUCAGACUAUCAUCCCUGACAGGAGGUCACGUACUUUAAAGUCUUGUCUCUUUAUUUUUUUUGGUCAACGGUCUUGUCUUAAUAUUCCACGAAAUCGAGUUAAACGAGGUCUUCCCUUGACUGGAAAAAUAAAAACACUGACUUUUCUACACUCUCCACACCAUAAAUUAAGCUAAAACUUUCUUAAGAAAAAAAAAAUACAAAGCCAUGUUCGUGAAGCUCCUCACCAUUGUCUUCUUCAGCCUACUCUCUCAGUUCCCAGAAUCCUCUUCCCAAACUCUUGACUUCACUUACAAUGGCUUCCUUCCUCCACUCACCGACAUAUCCCUCGAAGGGAUCGCCACCGUCACGCCCAACGGUCUCUUGAAGCUAACCAACUACACCAUGCAGAAGACGGGUCACGCCUUCUACAUCAAACCAAUCCGUUUCAAAGAUUCUCAAGACGGCACCGUUUCUUCCUUCUCCACAACUUUUGUCUUCGCUAUUCAUUCUGAGAUCCCGAGCCUUAGCGGCUACGGCAUGGCAUUCGUCGUGGCUCCUAACCCAAGGCUCCGUUACGCGACCGCAAGUCAGUACAUGGGUCUCUUCAACAUCACAAGCGACGGUAAUGUCACAAACCAUGUGUUCGCUAUAGAGUUCGACACGAUCCAGAGUCCAAAGUUCAAUGACACUGAAGAUAACCAUGUGGGCAUAGAUAUCAAUAGCUUGAUAUCUGUUGAGAGUUCGCCAGCUGGGUACUGGGACAUAAAAGGUCAGUUCAAGAAUCUGACUUUGAUUAGUCGCAAACGGAUGCAGGUUUGGGUUGAUUAUGAUGGUCACACCAAUCAGAUCGAUGUGACAAUGGCUCCGUUCGGAAAGGACAAACCGAAAAAACCGCUUGUUUCGGUCGUCAGAGAUCUUUCUUCGGUUCUUUUGCAAGAUAUGUUCGUAGGUUUCUCUUCUGCCACCGGUUCCAUUCUGUCCGAACAUUAUGUUCUCGGGUGGAGUUUCCGGGUGAAAGGGAAUGCUCCACCGUUGGAGUUAUCAAAACUUCCCAAACUUCCGAGGUGGGAGCGGAAAAGACUAUACAGCAUCUACAAGACUUGGAUGCCGUCGGUUUGCAUAUUUUUGAUUCCCUUCUUGUUUAUUUCCACGCUCAUCAUACUCGUGCGCUUCGUCGUGAAGAGGAGGAGAAAGUUUAAGGAGGAGCUCGAAGAUUGGGAAACAAGGCUUGGGAAGAACCGAAUGAAGUUCAAGGACUUGUAUUACGCGACCGGAGGGUUUGAUGAGAAGGACCUUCUCGGAUCCGGUGGGUUUGGAACUGUGUACAGAGGUGUCAUGCCAAGGACAAAGAAAGAGAUCGCUGUGAAAAGAGUCUCGAGCAAAUCCCAUCAAGGGUUGAAAGAGUUUGUGUCUGAGGUCGUGAGUAUUGGUAGGAUGAGUCAUCGGAACUUAGUCCCUCUCAUGGGUUAUUGCCGCAGGAGGGACGAGCUUCUUCUGGUGUACGAGUACAUGCCUAACGGAAGUUUAGAUAAGUAUUUGCACAAUAGUCCAGAGGUAACUCUCGACUGGAAACAGAGGUUUAAGGUCAUUAAAGGUGUGGCAUCCGCCUUAUUCUACCUUCACAAGGAAUGGGAACAAGUGGUGAUUCACCGUGACAUCAAAGCCAGCAACGUCUUGUUAGACUCGGAGUACAAUGGGAGACUCGGGGAUUUCGGUUUAGCUCGACUGUGCGGUCACGGGUCAGACCCUCAAACCACGCUAGUCGCUGGAACAUGGGGAUACCUAGCCCCUGAUCACGUCAGGACAGGACGGGCCACUACCGCUACCGAUAUUUUUGCGUUUGGGGUGCUCCUAUUAGAAGUAGCAUGCGGUAGACGUCCUAUCGAGAUUCAGAACGAGAAUGGUGAUCAGAGGGUCUUUAUCUUGGAUUGGGUUUUUGGAUUUUGGAAUGAGGGAAACAUCUUGGACGCCAAGGACCCGAAGCUAGGGACGGAAUAUGACAGAAUAGAGGUCGAAAUGGUUUUGAAGCUAGGUUUGCUGUGCUCUCACUCCAACCCACAUGCUAGACCAACUAUGAGAGGAGUGUUACAUUAUCUCAUGGGGGAUGCAAUAUUACCAGAUUUGUCGCCUUCGGACUUGCGUGGGAACGAGAUGAUGAGGUUGGAAAUCCACCACGGACUUAGCGAGACAGGCAUGUUUACAUGUGGGUCUUCGAUGGUUAAUUCUAUAGUCUCCGCUUCCAGUGGGAGGUGAAUUUUACAUUAAUUGUAGAAAACAUCCCCUAUCGCCACGAGAUGUGGGACCGUGUUGUACGUUGACUUUGAAAUAUAUGAAAUUUUUAUGUGUGAAA
Messenger RNA from Brassica napus (rape), 3139 nucleotides. RefSeq names its product L-type lectin-domain containing receptor kinase IV.4-like. NCBI's taxonomy places the organism in Eukaryota, Viridiplantae, Streptophyta, Magnoliopsida, Brassicales, Brassicaceae. The transcript has a single exon. Gene Ontology annotation, cellular component: plasma membrane. Gene Ontology annotation, molecular function: protein kinase activity; ATP binding; carbohydrate binding. The record is from RefSeq and is a predicted model, not a curated record. The coding region runs from base 1015 to 3042 and encodes 675 amino acids. Gene Ontology annotation, biological process: protein phosphorylation.